Messenger RNA from Rhincodon typus (whale shark), 829 nucleotides. Its product is annotated as smoothelin-like protein 2. Gene Ontology annotation, molecular function: protein binding. Gene Ontology annotation, cellular component: microtubule organizing center; filamentous actin. The transcript is spliced from 4 exons. The record is from RefSeq and is a predicted model, not a curated record. Bases 1 to 564 code for a protein of 187 amino acids. Lineage: Eukaryota; Metazoa; Chordata; Chondrichthyes; Orectolobiformes; Rhincodontidae. Gene Ontology annotation, biological process: actin cytoskeleton organization.
AUGGAAUUAAACCCUGAGAAGGUGAAAGAGAUAACCUUACCUGAAGACAAGAAACGGCAUAAUAUUCCAGAUCAGGAAAGAAUACAAAUCAGUGAGAGUUCAAGGAUGGUCUUCAGUGGCCAGGACCUGGAUGUCUGUCCCUCACUGCCUUCACUUUCCUUCAGGGGCAAAGUCGGAGUUUCUAAGGUAAAGCUUCAAAGAUCACAAAGUUUUGGUGUUGCAAAUGCAAGUAGCAUCAAACAGAUCCUCCUGGAAUGGUGUCGCUCCAAGACCAUCGGAUACAAGCUGAUCGACAUCCAGAACUUCUCAUCAAGUUGGAGCAAUGGGUUGGCCUUCUGUGCUCUCGUCCACUCGUUCUUCCCAGAAGCCUUUGACUACAACGAGCUCAGCCCCAAUAACCGCAAGCAGAACUUUGAACUCGCGUUUGGUACGGCAGAGAAGUUGGCUCAUUGUGACAGGUUGAUUGAAGUGGAGGACAUGAUGAUGAUGGGGAACAAACCAGAUCCAAUGUGCGUGUUCACCUAUGUCCAGUCCCUCUACAACCACCUACGACGCUUCGAGUAAACCUCACCUCAACAGGACUGGGGCUGGAGAUGUACGCUAUGCCCAGUGCUUCAUCCACACCCGUCCUGGCAUCAUUCCCGGGGUGGGGUGGGGGGUAUGUGGGAAGGUCAGCCACAACGUCUCCCAGUAAACAUGGAGCAGAGACACCAUCAGCAAAUGCAAACCACACAAUUAUCAGUGCUCACAGCAGAUUUAUAAUGGGCACUGAUGCAGAUGUAGCAGCUUACUUAAGAUUCAAAUAAAAGAUCUCACUUGUGUUAUUGAA